Xyrichtys novacula (pearly razorfish) is the source of this 3249-nucleotide messenger RNA. The record is from the annotation of a GenBank genome assembly. NCBI's taxonomy places the organism in Eukaryota, Metazoa, Chordata, Actinopteri, Labriformes, Labridae.
UAGAACGGUGGUCUCCAUAUGGCGGACCGCGGGCCACUUCCGGACCGAGAAAGAGUCCAAUGCGGACCCGAGCGUACAGCAAAAAAAUGUACGUUUUUUUUCUCUCUUGCUUUGUGCCUGGUUCAGAAAACUGCACAUGGAAUUUCGGCAAGGCAUUACAUAAUUUGCUUACUCGCUUGACAGGCCAAUCAAAUCAGACCUCUUAGCCUGAUCGACACACGAAGAUACCCGAGCAAUCCCGAUGUUGAAAACUGUAAGGCGGCAGACUGAGGAGAAAGUUGGAGCAGCAGCUGAACAUGUCGGCUUCAAAACCACGUAAGGUAGAUAAUGAGAACAGGGUGUUUCAUGACGAGUGGACCGAGUUAUAUGCAUUUACUUUACCCGCGAGAAGCACACAGCCUGUGUGUCUUUUAUGCCACCAGCACGUAGCCGUUGUGAAAAGUUCUAACAUUAAACGACACUACGACAAACAUCGGACUAGUUUCGAGAGAGAUUACCCUCUGAAAUCUGCUCUCAGGAGCCAGCAUUUACUCGAGUUAAGAGCCCGGUAUGAUCGAUCCCAAAGGAUCAUGACCAAUGCAUUUACCGGUCAGCAGCGAGCACUUGAAUGUUCCCUCCGUGUUGCCUGGGUUUUGGGCCAAAACAAGAAACCAUUCGCUGACUGUGCGGUUGUCAAGAAGUGUGCCCUGGAAAUAGUUAAAACAUUGACUGACGGCAAACAACAAGAAGAACUGUGUAAAAAAGUGGCAGAAAUCCCCAUGUCAGCAACAACAGCCACGAGGAGAUGUGAGGUUUUAACUGAGGAUGUGCUCCAACAGCUGGAUGAAGCGGUCAGGGGCGUACCUGUAGGUUUAGCUGUGGAUGAGUCGACAGACGUGACUGAUAAUGCACAACUAUUAGUUUAUGUUAGGUUUUUCAACAAAGAGAAGAAAGUGUUCUGUGAGGACCUGUUAGGUGUGGCCCCCCUCAAGACCAGCACAAAAGGUGAAGAUAUAUACAAGGCAAUCAAAGAGAUGCUGACGGAGAGGGGAAUAGACAUGAAACUAGUGGUGUCCAUAACCACAGAUGGAGCCCCAUCCAUGGUAGGACGAGAGAGAGGAGCUGUGGCAAGGAUGAAGGAGGACCACGGUGAACUCAUCUCAUAUCACUGCAUCAUCCACCAGACUGUGCUGUGUGCCCUCCUGAGUGAUGAGUACAAGGAGGUAGGCCUACAUUUCCACUUUUUCAGUAUUUGUAUGUUCCUUCUUGUGUCUGUCUGUCUGUCUGUGUGUGUGUGUGUGUAUGUGUGGGGGGUAAUGUUUGAGUGUGGGUGUGUGUGUCUGUGUCCUGUGUGUGUGUGUUCUGUCUGUCUGUCUGUCUGUGUCCUGUGUGUGUAUGUGUGUGUGAUAAUUCUUGAGCGUGUGUGUGUCUGUUUGUCUGUUUGCCUGUGUCUGUGUCCUGUGUGUGUAUGUGUGUGGGGUAAUAUUUGAGUGUGUGUGUGUGUGUGUGUGUGUGUGUGUGUGUGUGUGUGCAUGUGUGUCUGUCUGUGUAUGUGUGUGUGUUAAUUGUAUUGCUAAUGUAAUUUUAUAAUAAAGACACCAGUAGCCAAUAUUACAUUGUAAGCUACAUUGUUACUGGUCACAAAUAAAUAUGUGUCCAAAUAAAUAUGACUCUCCAUCUCUUCUUUUUCAUCUUGAGGUGAUGGACGUGAUGAUGAAAAUGAUAAACUUUCUGCGGGAAUCCUCAUCCCUCCAGCAUCGUCUCCUCAGAGAAUACCUCCAUGAAGUGGAUGCAGAAGCUGAUGACCUUCUCCUCCACAACAAUGUAAGAUGGCUCAGCAAAGGUAGAGUGCUGGAGCGCUUUUGGGCCAUCCGGGAGGAGAUUGGAGCUUUCUUAUCCCAGCUGAGGAGCAACAAGGCAACUCGUUUUUCUUGCUUCUUAGAAGAUGAUGAGAAAAUGGAUAUUGUAGCUUUUUUAGUUGACAUUACAUCUCACCUGAAUAAACUGAAUCUGAAGCUACAGGGCAAGGACAAUUCCAUCUGUGACCUAAUGAUGGCUGUAAGUGCCUUCCAGAGGAAACUGGAGGUGUUCAGAGAAGACCUGCAAGGAGAGUGUGCUCACUUCCCUUCAGUACAGCAGCAGGUGCAGGGGCAGAGAGAUUUGUCUGCUUUUGUGGACUUUGUUGAUCGGCUGACUGAAAACUUCAGCCAACGAUUUGACAGCUUCACUCUUGGACAGCAGCUCACCCUGUUUAUCCAGGAUCCCUUCCUUAUCACUGAUGUCAGGGGGUUCUCAAAGGAGGUCACACAGCUCUUCAAAUGGGCUGAAGCUGGUCCUCUACAGAUGGAACUGGUUGAUCUUCAGGCAGACGUGGCACUGAAGGAGCAAUUUGGAGGAAGUGAAUCUGCCACCUUCUGGAUGGAGAUGGUCCCUGGAAAAGGCUUCACAGGUCUGAGUAAAAUAGCUCUGUACACUCUGACCAUGUUUGGUUCCACCUACAGCUGCGAAGCAGCUUUUUCGACCAUGAACAUCGUCAAAGACAAAUAUCGCAACAGGCUCACUAAUGAUCAUCUCCACAUGUGUUUGAGGAUGGCCCUGACAUCUUUCGAGCCCAGAUUCAAAAAGUUGGCUGGAAAAGAUGGAGCCCGCUUCUCACGAGCUCCUCUUUCUGAGUGAUAAAAAAAGAGUAAUCAGGAGGGAGAUAAAUAGAAAACAAUGACGGACCGGAUGGUUUGUGAAGAUUUUCAGUGGCAAAAUGUAUUGAGUUAAAAGUUUAACUAGUUUAGUUACUUUGUUUCAGUGAAUUUCAUGCUACUUUUUUUAAAUGCACUUUAAUUUCAGAUGUGCCUGCCUAAAAAGCCAUUUUGUUUCUAAUGCAGGUCUUUGAAUAUCUGUAGUCUUCAUGUUAUUUAAAAACAAAAUGUAAAAUGUAACUUUUAUACUUUCAAUAAAUAUUGUUGACUUUAAAAAAGGUACUUCACUUUAUUUUAAUUGAAAAUAGGCAGUUAUUGACAAUACAAAUGAAGUGAAUAUUUCAAAAGAGUAAUGCACUGUACAAAAAAAAUAAAGGUUCCCGGACCCAGGCCUGCAGGCAUUUCAUCCCGGUGGACCCAUUGAAAAUUUAUAUGAAGACCCCUGAACUAGAAGAUAACCUGAUAGACGGAAAAGAAAGAAACUGCAUGUUUAGAGCUGAGGCUCCAACAAUUUUUUUAACGUCACUCAUAAUGUUAAGCCAAAUUAACAAAUUAUGACAAUGUUACACAAUUACAA